This is a messenger RNA of Aspergillus costaricaensis CBS 115574, 2373 nucleotides long. RefSeq names its product OPT oligopeptide transporter. Gene Ontology annotation, biological process: transmembrane transport. Bases 1 to 2373 code for a protein of 790 amino acids. Lineage: Eukaryota; Fungi; Ascomycota; Eurotiomycetes; Eurotiales; Aspergillaceae. The record is from RefSeq and is a predicted model, not a curated record. The transcript has 3 exons. Gene Ontology annotation, molecular function: oligopeptide transmembrane transporter activity.
AUGGCCGACUACAAAGAUCCCAUCUUCUUGAGCAGCAACUCUGAUAAAGAGAAGGCGGAUGCGACGGGUACCAAGAUCGAUGAGUCCGAUCUGCAAUCUCUCCUAGAUCAAUUGCGGCAGAUCGUGGCUGAAAAUGAACUUGACGUCAACUUCCCUGUUCAGAUCAUCGCUCAGGCGCGCGAGAUCCUCGAUGCUGAUACCAAGCAUAUUGAUCUCUCUCAGCUGCAGGAGGUUAUUUCAGAUAUUGAAAAGCAUCGUGACCUCAUUGAGAAUGACUCUCCCUAUCCGGAGGUCCGCGCUGUGGUCGACCCAACUGAUGACCCUGAAAUCUCGGCCAAUACUUUCCGAGCCUGGUUCCUGGGCAUGAUAGCUACCAUCGUCUUCACGGGGGUCAACCAGUUCUUUACCCUGCGCUAUCCCACUAUUGUCAUUUAUUCCAUUGUCGCUCAAUUGCUUCUGAAUCCCGGCCCCUUCAACCAGAAGGAACACAUGCUCAUCACUGUUAUGUCCAAUGUCUCCUUCGGCGGUACCAAUGGCACAGCCUACGUGACGUACAUCUUUCAGGUGCUGAAAGCCAAAUCCUUCUAUAACCUGACAUCGCUGUACGAUCAAGCCGGUUUCCAAAUCCUCGUUACGCUAUCCACACAACUACUGGGCUACGGCUGUGCCGGCGUGGUACGCCGCUUCCUAGUGUACCCACCGUCCAUGAUCUACCCCAAGUGCCUUUCAACCAUCGCUUUGAACAAAGCCCUACACAGCGAUGAAGGCCGCGAGCGGGUCCACGGCUGGAAGAUCAGCCGAUACCGCUUUUUCAUGUACUGCUUCAUAGGCAUGUUCUUCUACUACUGGUUCCCAGGGUAUAUCUUUCAAGCCUUGUCGUACUUCAACUGGAUCAACUGGAUCGCCCCGGAUAACGUCAAGCUAGCCAUCAUUUGUGGUACUAUCACCGGGCUUGGCCUCAACCCCUUACCCACCUUCGAUUGGAACAUCAUCUACGCACUCUACGACCCGAUCAUCUAUCCCUUCUACGCAUUGGCCAACAUUGGUAUCGGCACUAUCCUGGGAGCCUUCUGCGUCAUUGCCCCCGUUUACUUCAGCAACGUGUGGAAAACCGCUUACUUCCCCAUUAUCAGCAACGAUGUUUUCGACGACACGGGCAACACGUACAAUGUCACCCGCGUGCUGAACAGUAAGGGCGAAUUUGACCUAGAAGGCUAUGAAGGUUACAGUCAACCCUACCUGACGGCCGGGUACUCCGUCAUGUUCUUUUUCUUCUUCGCCAUGUACUUGGCAACUAUCGUGCACGUCGCACUCUACAACCGGCGAGAGAUCAUGAAGGGAUUCCGCACCAUAUGGAAAUGGGGCAGUGCGCGAGAGGAGCACGAGGACGUCCACAAUCGCUUGAUGAAGCAAUACAAGGAGGUCCCGGAGUGGUGGUACCUGGUUGUGCUGGCUGUCUCGUUCGUGUUCGGCUGCAUCGGCGUCGCCAAGUACGACACCGGCAUGCCCAUCUGGGGUAUCGUCUUCGCCAUCAUCCUCUGCCUCGUGCUGCAGAUUCCAUACGGCAUGGUCUACGCCAUAACCAACUCUGAGGUAACUAACAACGUUAUUGCCGAGUUCAUUGGAGGAUACGCCAUCACCGGCAAACCUGUCGCCAACCUCCUCUUCAAGGCAUUCGGAUAUAUCGCCUGUGCCCAGUCAGUCCAAUUCGUGGCUGAUCUGAAGCUGGGCCACUAUAUGAAGAUUGCCCCGCGAGUGAUGUUCGCAGCCCAGCUGGUAGCCACUAUCGUCGGCGCAUUUGUCUCCCUUGGAGUAAAUGUCUGGGCCCUGGCCAACAUCGAGGACGUGUGUUCCACCACCCAGCCGGACAAGUUCACCUGCGCCGGCGCCCGAGACUUCUAUACCUCCUCUGUAAUCUGGGGCGCCAUCGGCCCGCGGCGCCUCUUCGGCACAGGACAGAUCUACAACCCGCUGCUAUACGGCUUCCUCGUUGGCGCCCUCCUUCCCAUCCCCUUUUACUUUAUCACCAAAUGGCGCCCGCGCUCCUUUCUCCGAUAUGUUUAUAUCCCGCUGGUGUUCUACGGAAUCUGCGAUAUUUCGCCGUACAAUGUCACGUACGCGUGGUGUCCGAUGGUGGUGGGCUUCAUCUUUAACUAUUGGAUCAAGAGACGGUGGCAGGCGUGGUGGGAGAAGUACGCGUAUGUUUUCACGACUGCUAUGUCUUGUGGAGUGGCUAUCUCUGCCAUUAUUAUCUUCUUUGCUGUCGAGUAUAAGGAGGUCGAUUUGAAUUGGUGGGGGAAUGAGGUUUCGUAUGCGGGAUGUGAUAAUGAUGGGUGUACGUUGUUGGCGAUUCCGGAGGGAGGGAAGAUCUGA